Molecule: messenger RNA, 9119 nt
Organism: Hyaena hyaena (striped hyena)
Lineage: Eukaryota; Metazoa; Chordata; Mammalia; Carnivora; Hyaenidae
Gene: NCOR2
Product: nuclear receptor corepressor 2
Exons: 49
Coding region: 421-8136 (2571 amino acids)
Biological process (GO): negative regulation of transcription by RNA polymerase II
Molecular function (GO): transcription corepressor activity
Source: RefSeq, a predicted model, not a curated record
GCAGGCCGGGCCGCACCGGAGCCCCGCGUCCGCCCGCGCCCCGCCCGAGCCGUGCGCCCGCGCCGUGCGCCCCGCGAUGCGCUCCAAGUUGCGGGCCGGGGACCCUGGGCAGGCGCCCUAGGAGGCGGCGGCGGGAGGAUCGCGCCCCGGCUGGAGGCCGGGCCUGCUGCGCGCCCCCAGCCCGUUCGGCACCGCCACUUGCCUGAGCGCCCGGGCGGCCCGAGCGCGCCCCGGGCCCGGGCGCCGCCGCCGCCACCUCAGCGAGGUUCCCGGCCUCUUUGAGGACUCGGCGCCGCUGGAGGCCGUUUCUGGUUCCUGUGACACGGUGGCUCGUGAGCAGAUGAGGAGGACUGGCUUUUAACCCGGGUCGCCUCGAGAGGGAGAGCAUUGGGGCCCCAGAGCCCCCAGACGCCCGCCGCCAUGUCGGGAUCCACGCAGCCUGUGGCGCAGACGUGGAGGGCCACCGAGCCCCGCUACCCACCCCACGGCCUUUCCUACCCUGUGCAGAUCGCCCGGCCCCACGCGGACGUCGGGCUGCUGGAGUACCAGCACCACCCCCGUGACUACAGCUCUCACCUGCCGCCCGGCUCCAUCCUCCAGCCCCAGAGGAGAAGGCCCUCCCUGCUGUCUGAGUUUCAGCCUGGGAACGAAAGGUCCCAGGAGCUCCACUUGCGACCUGAGUCCCACUCGUACCUGCCCGAGCUGGGCAAGUCAGAGAUGGAGUUCAUUGAGAGCAAGCGCCCUCGCCUGGAGCUGCUGCCGGACCCCCUGCUGCGGCCCUCGCCCCUGCUGGCUGCGGGCCAGCCCGGGGGCUCGGAGGACCUGUCCAAGGACCGCAGCCUGGCAGGCAAGCUGGAGCCCGUGUCCCCCCCGAGCCCGCCGCACGCCGACCCCGAGCUGGAGCUCGUCCCCCCGCGGCUCUCCAAGGAGGAGCUGAUCCAGAACAUGGACCGGGUGGACCGCGAGAUCACCAUGGUGGAGCAGCAGAUCUCCAAGCUGAAGAAGAAGCAGCAACAGCUGGAGGAGGAGGCCGCCAAGCCCCCGGAGCCCGAGAAGCCCGUGUCGCCGCCGCCCACCGAGUCAAAGCAUCGCAGCCUGGUGCAGAUCAUCUACGACGAAAACCGGAAGAAGGCGGAAGCUGCACAUCGGAUUCUGGAAGGCCUGGGGCCUCAGGUGGAGCUGCCGUUGUACAACCAGCCAUCCGACACCAGGCAGUAUCAUGAGAACAUCAAAAUAAACCAGGCGAUGCGGAAAAAGUUAAUCUUGUACUUCAAGAGGAGGAACCACGCUCGGAAACAAUGGGAGCAGAAGUUCUGCCAGCGCUAUGACCAGCUCAUGGAGGCCUGGGAGAAGAAGGUGGAGCGCAUCGAGAGCAACCCCCGGCGGCGCGCCAAGGAGAGCAAGGUGCGCGAGUACUACGAGAAGCAGUUCCCUGAGAUCCGCAAGCAGCGCGAGCUGCAGGAGCGCAUGCAGAGCAGGGUGGGCCAGCGGGGCAGCGGGCUCUCCAUGUCGGCCGCCCGCAGCGAGCACGAGGUGUCCGAGAUCAUCGACGGCCUCUCCGAGCAGGAGAACCUGGAGAAGCAGAUGCGCCAGCUGGCUGUGAUCCCUCCAAUGCUGUACGACGCUGAGCAGCAGCGCAUCAAGUUCAUCAACAUGAACGGGCUCAUGGACGACCCCAUGAAGGUGUACAAAGACCGCCAGGUCAUGAACAUGUGGAGCGAGCAGGAGAAGGAGACCUUCCGGGAGAAGUUCAUGCAGCACCCCAAGAACUUCGGCCUGAUCGCAUCGUUCCUGGAGAGGAAGACUGUGGCCGAGUGUGUCCUCUAUUACUACCUGACCAAGAAGAACGAGAACUAUAAGAGCCUGGUGAGGAGGAGCUACCGGCGACGCGGCAAGAGCCAGCAGCAGCAGCAGCAGCAGCAGCAGCAGCAGCAGCAGCAGAUGCCCCGGAGCGGCCAGGAGGAGAAGGAGGAGAAGGACAAGGACAAGGAGGCCGAGAAGGAGGAGGAGAAGCCCGACGUGGAGAACGACAAGGAGGAGCUGAUCAAGGAGAAGACGGACGACACCUCUGGGGAGGACAACGAUGAGAAGGAGGCCGUGGCCUCUAAAGGCCGAAAAACUGCCAAUAGCCAGGGAAGACGCAAAGGCCGCAUCACCCGCUCGAUGGCCAACGAGGCCAACAGCGAGGAGGCCGUCACCCUGCAGCAGGGCGCCGAGCUUGCUUCGAUGGAGAUGAAUGAGAGCUCGCGCUGGACAGAAGAGGAGAUGGAGACCGCCAAGAAAGGCCUUCUGGAACACGGCCGGAACUGGUCGGCCAUCGCGCGGAUGGUGGGCUCCAAGACCGUGUCUCAGUGUAAGAACUUCUACUUCAACUACAAGAAGAGGCAGAACCUGGAUGAAAUCCUGCAGCAGCACAAGCUGAAGAUGGAGAAGGAGAGGAAUGCGCGGAGGAAGAAGAAGAAAGCCCCGGCUGCCACCAGUGAGGAGGCUGCCUUCCCGCCUGUGGUGGAGGACGAGGAGAUGGAGGCGUCGGGCGCGAGCGGGAAUGAAGAGGAGAUGGCAGAGGAGGCUGAAGCCUUACACGCCUCUGGGAACCAGGUGCCCAGAGGGGAAUGCGGUGGCCCAGCCACCGUCAACAACAGUUCUGACACCGAGAGCAUCCCCUCUCCCCGCGCCGAGGCCGCCAAGGACUCGGGGCAGAACGGGCCUAAGCCCCCACCCGCCCCCAGCGCCGACGCACCAGCCCCUGAGCCACCCACGCCGCCGCCGGAGGACGCGCUGGCCCCGGCAGAGCCUGCCCCCACCCCUUCAGCCACCGGCCCUCCCCCGCCCCCGCCAGCACCCCCGUCGCCCACUGCACCCCCUCCUGUGGUCCCCAAGGAGGAGAAGGAAGAGGAGGUGGCCACAGUCCCCCUGGUGGUGGAGGAGGAGGAGCAGAAGCCCCCUGUGGCCCAGGAGCUGUCUGUGGACGUGGACAUGGACGUGGGCAAGCCAGCAGAGCCGGCCGAGGCAGCCCCCACAGAGCCCGUCAAGAGUGAAUGCGAAGAGGAAGCCUCGGAGGAUGGGCCCCCCAAGGGCAAGGGAGUCCCGGAGGCCAGUGCAGAGGCAGCGCCCGAGGGGCCUGUCAAGGUGGAGAAGAGAGAGGCCAGCGGCCCUGGGGGCAAAGCCCCCACGACCAAGGGCGCGGGUGCCCCCCAGGACAGCGACUCCAGUGCCACUUGCAGCGCAGAUGAGGUGGACGAGCCCGAGGGCGGUGACAAGAACAGGCUGCUGUCACCACGGCCCAGCCUCCUCACCCCCACCAGUGACACCAGGACCAACGCCUCCCCGCAGAAGCCGCUGGACCUGAAGCAGCUGAAGCAGCGGGCGGCUGCCAUACCCCCGAUCCAGGUCACCAAAGUCCAUGAGCCCCCCCGGGAGGACGCGGCUCCCCCGGCCCCCCCCCCACCACAGCACCUGCAGCUGGAGAACGACGCCCCCCAGCAGCCCAGCAACAGCCCUCGAGGCAAAAGCAGGAGCCCUGUGCCUCCUUCCGAGAAGGAGGCAGAGAAGCCUGUGUUCUUCUCGGCCUUUGCACCUGAGGGCCAGAAGCUGCCCACAGAGCCUCCGUGCUGGACGUCAGGCCUGCCCUUCCCCGUGCCCCCUCGAGAGGUGAUCAAGGCCUCCCCGCACACCCCUGACCCCUCGGCCUUUUCCUACGCCCCGCCUGGUCACCCACUGCCCCUGGGCCUCCAUGACAGUGCCCGGCCUGGCCUGCCUCGCCCACCCGCCAUCUCCAACCCGCCGCCCCUCAUCUCCUCCACUAAGCACCCCAGCGUCCUCGAGAGGCAAAUGAGCGCCAUCUCCCAGGGAGUGUCGGUGCAGCUCCACGUCCCUUACUCAGAGCACGCCAAGGCCCCCGUGGGCCCCAUCACCAUGGGGCUGCCCCUUGCCAUGGACCCUAAGAAGCUGGCGCCCUUCAGCGGAGUGAAGCAGGAGCAGCUGUCCCCACGGGGCCAGGCUGGGCCACCGGAGAGCCUGGGGGUGCCCACGGCCCAGGAGACAUCCGUGCUGAGAGGGACAUCUCUGGGCUCCGUUCCAGGAGGAAGCAUCACCAAGGGCAUUCCCAGCACGCGGGUGCCUUCUGAGAGCCCCAUCACGUACCGCGGCUCCAUCACCCACGGCACACCGGCCGACGUCCUGUACAAAGGCACCAUCACCAGGAUCAUCGGCGAGGACAGCCCGAGUCGUCUGGACCGCAGCCGGGAGGACAACCUGCCCAAGGGCCACGUCAUCUACGAGGGCAAGAAGGGCCACGUCCUGUCCUACGAGGGUGGCAUAUCCGUGUCCCAGUGCUCCAAGGAGGACGGCAGGAGCAGCUCCGGGCCCCCUCAUGAGACGGCCGCCCCCAAGCGCACCUACGACAUGAUGGAGGGCCGCGUCAGCAGGGCCAUGUCCUCCGCCAGUAUUGAAGGUCUCAUGGGCCGUGCCAUCCCGCCUGAGCGACACAGCCCGCACCACCUCAAGGAGCAGCACCACAUCCGAGGCUCCAUCACACAAGGGAUCCCGCGGGCCUACGUGGAGGCGCAGGAAGACUACCUCCGCCGGGAGGCCAAGCUCCUAAAGCGCGAGGGCACACCGCCGCCGCCGCCACCCCCACGAGACCUGGCUGAGGCCUACAAGGCCCGGCCCCUAGAGGCCCUGGGCCCCCUGAAGCUGAAGCCGGCGCACGAGGGGCUGGUGGCCACGGUGAAGGAGGCCGGCCGCUCCAUCCACGAGAUUCCCCGGGAAGAGCUGCGGCGCACGCCUGAGCUGCCCCUGGGCCCACGGCCGCUCAAGGAGGGCUCCAUCACGCAGGGCACCCCGCUCAAAUAUGACACUGGCGCGUCCUCCUCCGGCUCCAAGAAGCACGACGUGCGCUCCAUCAUCGGCAGCCCCGGCCGCACGUUCCCGCCGGUGCACCCGCUGGACGUGAUGGCUGAUGCCCGGGCCCUGGAGCGCGCCUGCUACGAAGAGAGCCUGAAGGGCCGUCCGGGGGCAGCCGGCAGCUCUGGAGGCUCCAUCACCCGGGGGGCCCCGGUCAUCGUGCCUGAGCUGGGCAAGCCGCGCCAGAGCCCCCUGACCUACGAGGAACAUGGGGCGCCCUUCGCUGGCCACCUGCCACGCGGCUCGCCGGUGACCACACGGGAGCCCACGCCGCGCCUGCAGGAGGGCAGCCUCUCGUCUAGCAAGGCGUCCCAGGACCGGAAGCUGACGUCGACGCCCCGGGAGAUCGCCAAGUCGCCCCACAGUGCCAUGCCUGAGCACCACCCGCACCCCAUCUCACCCUACGAGCACCUGCUUCGUGGCGUGAGCGGCGUGGACCUGUACCGUGGCCACAUCCCCCUGGCCUUCGAUCCCUCCUCCAUACCCCGCGGGAUCCCUCUCGAUGCAGCCGCGGCCUAUUACCUGCCCCGACACCUGGCCCCCAACCCCACCUACCCGCACCUGUACCCGCCAUACCUCAUCCGCGGCUACCCCGACACGGCAGCGCUGGAGAACCGCCAGACAAUCAUCAAUGACUACAUCACGUCACAGCAGAUGCACCACAACGCGGCCAGCGCCAUGGCCCAGCGGGCCGACAUGCUGAGGGGCCUCUCGCCCCGCGAGUCCUCGCUGGCCCUCAACUACGCCGCCGGGCCUCGAGGCAUCAUUGACUUGUCCCAAGUGCCACACCUCCCCGUGCUGGUGCCCCCGACGCCGGGCACACCGGCUGCCGCCAUGGACCGCCUCGCCUACCUCCCCGCUGCGCCCCAGCACCUCAGUGGCCGGCUCAGCAGCUCCCCACUCUCCCCAGGGGGUCCCACUCACUUGACAAAACCCACCACCACCUCCUCGUCUGAGAGGGAGCGGGAACGCGACCGCGAGCGCGACCGCGAGCGCGAGAAGCCCGUCCUCGCGUCCACCACCACCGUGGAGCAUGCGCCCAUCUGGAGACCCGGUACAGAGCAGAGCAGCGGCGGCAGUGGCGGAGGGGGUGGGGGCGGCAGCAGCGGCCGCCCUACCCCCCACUCCCACCAGCACUCGCCUAUGUCACCCCGGGCCCAGGACGCCGUCCAGCAGAGACCCAGCGUGCUGCACAACACGGGCAUGAAGGGCAUCCUCACCUCCGUGGAGCCCAGCACGCCCACGGUCCUGAGGUGGGCCAGGUCCACCUCCACCUCCUCACCUGUCCGCCCGGCCGCCACAUUCCCACCCACCACCCACUGUCCUCUGGGUGGCACCCUCGACGGGGUCUACCCCACCCUCAUGGAGCCUGUCUUGUUGCCCAAGGAGGCCCCAAGGGUCGCCCGGCCUGAGCGGCCCCGAGCCGACGCUGGCCACACCUUCCUUGCCAAGCCCCCGGCCCGCUCUGGGCUGGAGCCCUCCUCCUCCCCCAGCAAGGGCUCUGAGCCACGGCCCCUGGCGCCCCCCGGCUCCAGCCACACGGCCAUCGCCCGCACCCCAGCCAAGAGCCUCGCACCCCACCACGCCAGCCCGGACCAGCCUGCGCCGCCCGCCUCAGCUGCGGACCUGCACCGGGAAAAGACUCAAAGUAAACCCUUUUCCAUCCAGGAAUUGGAGCUUCGUUCUCUGGGUAAGACCACCCUGACAGCGGCCACCUUCAUAGACGCGAUAAUCAUGCGUCAAAUUGCUCACGAUAAAGGGCCGCGAGAAGGAGGUUCGCUGGCCAACGACUCCCCUCGCGAUGGUUACCACGGCGGCAGCUACAGCCCCGAUGGAGUGGAGCCCGUCAGCCCCGUGAGCUCCCCCAGCCUGGCCCAUGACAAGGGGCUCCCCAAGCACCUUGAGGAGCUCGACAAGAGCCACCUGGAGGGGGACCUGCGGCACAAGCAGCCAGGCCCUGGGAAGCUCGGUGGCGAGGCUGCGCACCUCCCACACCUGCGGCCACUGCCUGAGAGCCAGCCGUCGUCCAGCCCGCUGCUCCAGACCACCCCUGGGGUCAAAGGUCACCAGAGAGUGGUCACCCUGGCCCAGCACAUCAGUGAGGUCAUCACGCAGGAUUACACGCGGCACCACCCACAGCAGCUGAGCGCACCCCUCCCGGCCCCCCUCUACUCCUUCCCUGGAGCCAGCUGCCCCGUCCUGGACCUGCGCCGCCCACCCAGCGAUCUCUAUCUCCCGCCCCCGGACCACGGUGCCCCAGCUCGUGGCUCGCCCCACAGUGAGGGGGGCAAGAGGUCUCCAGAGCCAAGCAAGACGUCCGCCCUGGGCAGCAGUGAGGACGCCAUCGAACCCGUGUCCCCACCAGAGGGCAUGGCGGAGCCCGGGCAUCCCCGGAGCACCAUGUACCCGCUGCUGUACCGAGACGGGGACCAGGUGGAGCCCAGCAGAAUGGGCUCCAAAUCUCCAGGCAACAGCAGCCAGCCGCCGGCCUUCUUCAGCAAACUGACCGAGAGCAACUCCGCCAUGGUCAAGUCCAAGAAGCAGGAGAUCAACAAGAAGCUGAACACCCACAACCGGAACGAGCCGGAAUACAAUAUCGGCCAGCCCGGAACGGAGAUCUUCAACAUGCCCGCCAUCACCGGAGCAGGCCUUAUGACCUGCAGAAGCCAGGCGGUGCAGGAGCAUGCCAGCACCAACAUGGGGCUGGAGGCCAUUAUUAGAAAGGCGCUCAUGGGUAAAUAUGAUCAGUGGGAGGAGCCCCCGCUCAGCGCCAAUGCUUUUAACCCUCUGAAUGCCAGUGCCAGCCUGCCCGCUGCUAUGCCCAUAACCGCUGCUGACGGACGGAGCGAACACGCACUCACCUCGCCAGGUGGUGGUGGGAAGGCCAAAGUCUCUGGCAGACCCAGCAGCCGAAAAGCCAAGUCCCCGGCCCCGGGCCUGGCGUCCGGGGACCGGCCGCCCUCUGUCUCCUCGGUGCACUCGGAGGGGGACUGUAACCGCCGGACCCCACUCACCAACCGCGUGUGGGAGGACCGGCCCUCAUCCGCAGGUUCCACGCCAUUUCCCUACAACCCCCUGAUCAUGCGGCUGCAGGCGGGUGUCAUGGCCUCCCCGCCCCCACCCGGACUCCCCACGGGCAGUGGGCCCCUCGCUGGUCCCCACCACGCCUGGGACGAGGAGCCCAAGCCACUGCUCUGUUCACAGUACGAGACACUCUCCGACAGCGAGUGACCGUCAGAACGGGCUGGGGGGGCGGCGCCAGGGCCCAGCCAGUGGCCAGAGCAGCCGGGCAAGGAGGGGGCAGCUGCCGACCCCCCCCAACUGAGGAAGGAGCCCCUGAGUCUGCCUGCGCACCUGUCAGUCCAUCCGUCCAGAGCCGGCAUCCUUGCCUGUCUAAAGCCUUAACUACGACCCCCGCCCCGGGCUGGCCCUGUGCAGUGACCUUACUCAGGGGACGUUUACCUGGUGCUCGGGAGGGGACGGGCCAGGGAGGGGGCGCGGCGGUGUGCGAUGGCCACACACACGCAGCCGGGGCGGCCAGGGACCCAAAGCAGGACGACCGCGCACCUCCCGCGCCACCGCCUUCCCCCAACACAUUUGGAACCAAAGUCUAAACUGAGCUAGCAAGCCCCCGCACCCUCCCUCCGUCCCCAUCCCCCUUACCGCUCUGGACAGACGGACACAGGCCCUGUCCAGCCCCCAGCGCUCCCGUCCGGGUCCCCACGGACCGCCCCAGUCCGCGAGACCGCUGCGAGCCCAGUGAGGCCAGAUGGGCGGGCGAGAGGGCCGGGCGGGGUCUGGGGCGAGCAGAGGCCCCGAGGAACUGGACUGUGUCCUCGCGGCGGCCGCGGCGGGAAGGAAAGGCAGGGGUAGGCGAUGUGUUGGUUUACAGGGUAUAUUUUUGAUACCUUUGAUGAAUUAGUUCAGAUGUUUUACGCAAGGAAGGACUUGACCCAGUAUUAUUGCUGCUGCGCUUUCCAUCUCUGCUUACCGUUCAAGGGGCGUGUGCAGGCCGCCAGUCAGUGAGCCCAUCGUCCGUGGGCCUGAGGGGACCGGGGCUGCCGGCUCGUGAGCGCCCGUCACCCUCCCCCCCCCGGCCCUCCUCGGGCAGAAGGAAUCUGAUGGGUGUUCUGUGACCGCCAUCUGCGCACGGCGGUGGCGUUCUGUCAUUUACACACGUUGUUCUCAUUAAAAAGCGAAAUAUACUCAAGUUA